CGGUCUCACGCAGCACGCAGUCAGGCUGGCUGAGGCUUCAGGCCCUCCCCUUCUGUACCCCGGACGCUGUAGUAACAGCAUUGCAUUGCCGCACUCAAACCUUGACAUUCGGGAAGCAGCAGUAGGUAGGAGUUGUAAGCAGUAUUUCUCCGUCUUAAAAGUCACGCUUUUACACUAAAGAAAGUAAGAGCCAGAAAGGCGGACAUUCCUGCCUGACUUCAGUUCCCAAGAAAUGGCUGCACAGGAUUUUAACAUCUUGCUGGCGACAGACUCGUACAAGAUUACCCAUUACAAGCAGUACCCUCCAGACGUCGACAAGGUGUAUUCCUACUUUGAGUGCCGUCGAAAAAAAGGAGACCGCUUUAACGAGGUUGUAUUCUUUGGCCUGCAGUACCUGUUGAAGAAGUAUCUUUCAGGUCCUGUGGUAACUGAAGAAAAAAUUCAGCAGGCAAAACAGAUGUACCAGCAGCAUUUUAAACAAUCUGUGUUUGAUGAGGAAGGCUGGAGAAAAAUGUUAGAGAAAUAUGAUGGUCGCCUUCCCAUCCGUAUCAAAGCUGUCCCUGAAGGAAAGAUUAUACCUCGUGGCAAUGUGCUCUUCACAGUGGAGAACACGGACUCGGACUUCUACUGGCUCACCAACUACAUUGAGACCAUGCUGGUUCAGAUGUGGUACCCUAUCACUGUGGCCACAAUGUCCCGUGAGUUUAAGAAGAUCUUGGCAAAGUAUCUCAAAGCCACAUCUGGAAGUCUUGAAGGGCUGGAAUUUAAACUGCAUGAUUUUGGUUACAGAGGAGUGUCUUCCCAAGAGUCAGCUGCCCUGGGGGGUGCCGCCCACCUCGUCAAUUUCUGCAGCACCGACACAGUCCCUGGGAUUCUCCUGACUCAGGAAUACUACAGCUGCCCCAUGGCAGGGUUCUCCAUCCCAGCUGCAGAGCACAGUACCAUCAUCUCAUGGGGGAGAAACCGGGAGGAGGAGGCGUUCGAGAGCCUGCUCAACCAGUUCCCCUCAGGGCCCAUCUCUGUGGUCAGCGACAGCUAUGACAUAUUCAAGGCCUGCAGGCACAUCUGGGGGGAGAAGCUGAAAGAUCGAGUCAUAGAGCGCAGCGAGGGCUCUACACUGGUGAUCCGACCAGACUCGGGGGACCCAACAGAGACCGUUAUCGAAGUUCUGAAGAUUUUGGAAGAUUGUUUUGGAAGCACUUUGAAUUCAGUGGGAUACAAACUGCUUCCACCCUACAUCCGGAUCAUCCAGGGAGAUGGAAUCGAUAUCAACUCCAUUGAAGAGAUUCUGAAAAAGCUGGAUGAUGAAGGAUGGAGUGCAGAAAACGUUUUCUUUGGCUGUGGCAGUUCUCUUCUACAGAAGAUCAACCGAGACACGUUAAACUGUGCCUUUAAAUGCAGUUACGUUGAAACAGAUGGAAAAGGGAUGGAUGUGUAUAAACAGCCGGUAACAGACCCUUCCAAAGGGUCAAAGAGAGGUCGACUGUCUUUAAGAAGGAACUCUGAUGGAUUGGUAGAGACCAUAGAAGAAGGGAAUGGGAAGCCUGAGGAGGACAUGCUAGUCACUGUUUUUGAGAAUGGGACCAUUGUGAAAGAGUACACGCUGGAAGAGAUCAGAAAACACGCCCAGCUGUGGGAGGAAAACCUAGACAUAUUGCAGCAUAAUGACGACGCCUUGCAAGAAACCGAACAGAAUCAGAAAAAUGUCAUGAAUGGAGUACAUUAAACAACUUGUGCUGCAGCUGCCACAGUUCCUUAUCAUGGACCAAUGGAUCUGCCUUUUUAUAGCCUACACUUUAGGUGCAUUUAAUUGUUUUCUUUAAAUGUUAUUUUUUUAAUUUAAUGUUGAAGCUAGACACUUUACAUGUAAUCAAUGUAUCCUGAUUCUUAGAAAAAGGUUUGUGAUUUUUCUAAAUAGAAGAAAUAUUUUCCAAUUUUCAGAUUGAAGAGUUUAUCCAUGUGAAAAAUCGAACAUUUCUUCCUACUUUUCCCUGUUAGGUUUGAAGUUGUUUAUUCUCAAAGCACUAAGUUUUCUAAAGGUCUGUGGUGUAUCCACAGCCUGUCCUGUUUCACAAAAAAGCAUAUUCAUUCUUAUAAAUACACCAUUAGCUUGUCAGCUGCACUUCAUUAUCAUUGAAGUAACUCUUUUAGCAUCAUUUGAUAACAUUUUAUAUUGAAUUUAACUUUUUGGUUUCAAGGCAACAUGUAAUUUCAUGACAUUUUAUAAAGAUCUGGUUUAUUAUGAAUGUUUUUUAUUUAAUCUUCUCUAUUUAACUGUUGGUGACUGCUACAUUUAAAAAUCAAAACUCAGUUUGAAGAACUUUGCUGUAUAUUCAUGUCAUUUCAUAAUUUGUUUAAAUGAAUGUUUUUAACUUAGAUAUUCUGUUGUUACAUUACAGUGAGAAGGGUGUUUUAAUUGGUGCUCUCAACUAUUUUUAAAUGGUUUUCUAAUUUUAUUUCAUGAAUUUAUUUGGCACCGGUUUCAUAAUAAGUUAAUAACUGCAUUCCUUUAGCACUUUCCUUCCUGAAUGAGUGGACCUACUUCAACAACUACUGAAGUGCAGUACCUUGUGUAACAUGUGACAACCAUAAUACCCUCACAGACCUACUAUACAGCUGAUGAGAUUGAAAAGUAACAAACUGUAUUAGGAAGCAGCUUUUAGUAGACCAGACUCCUGAGAGUGAAAGCUAAACAGGAUAAAGUAGCUAGCGCCAGUGCUUUUACAAACAGCCAUUGGAUCUUUAAUGACCAAGUAGUCAGAAUCCUGGUUUAAGUCCACAUCUAAGGGAUGGCACAGUCAACAGUACAGUUACCCCAAUCACCAUAUUGGGACAGUGUUUGGUCUGGUCUAGGGGGAAAAGCACCAUCUGCUCUUACAGCAGAAAACCAGGCUUUUCUUAGAGGUCUUCCAGCUUCUCCCCAGACUUGCUUGGCUUGGCUUCCUAGAUCUGAUGAGAUCAUGCUAAAAGUGGUAGCUUUGCUAUUGGUUACAAAGAGAGAGUGAUUUUGAUAUGAUGUUUUCAGUGUUCAUAUUUUUUUACAUUUGAAAAAGUUGCAAAUUGAAUGCAGAAUUUAAUCUAUUAUGAUCCUCACCUAGAUUACAGUGGUGUAGUUGUACAACACUAUGCUAUAAAUGUACAGCAUACCCUGAAAUCUGAGCAACAGGUACAGGGUUUGUGCUGUACUGUAUGUGAGAACUGCUAGAAAAAAUGUUAGUCAAAACUUUACUCUUCUGAAUUAAAUUUCUAAAAUAAU
Messenger RNA from Lepisosteus oculatus (spotted gar), 3256 nucleotides. It is a transcript of the gene nampt2, whose product is annotated as nicotinamide phosphoribosyltransferase 2. Gene Ontology annotation, biological process: NAD+ biosynthetic process. NCBI's taxonomy places the organism in Eukaryota, Metazoa, Chordata, Actinopteri, Semionotiformes, Lepisosteidae. The record is from RefSeq and is a predicted model, not a curated record. Gene Ontology annotation, molecular function: nicotinamide phosphoribosyltransferase activity.